AUGAAUCCCGAAUACGAUUAUCUGUUCAAGCUGCUGCUGAUCGGGGACUCGGGAGUGGGCAAGUCCUGCCUGUUGCUCCGCUUUGCCGACGAUACCUACACUGAAAGUUACAUCAGCACCAUCGGAGUGGACUUUAAAAUCCGAACUAUUGAACUGGACGGCAAGACCAUCAAACUGCAGAUUUGGGACACAGCAGGCCAGGAGAGGUUUCGCACCAUCACCUCGAGCUACUAUCGCGGCGCACACGGCAUCAUCGUAGUCUACGACGUGACAGAUCAGGAGUCCUACAGUAACGUCAAACAGUGGCUCCAGGAAAUCGACCGCUACGCUAGCGAAAAUGUCAACAAGCUUCUGGUGGGCAACAAGUGUGACCUGACCACGAAGAAAGUAGUGGACUAUACAACAGCCAAGGAGUUUGCCGACUCGUUGUCCAUCCCCUUCCUGGAGACGAGCGCAAAGAAUGCCACAAACGUAGAACAGGCCUUCAUGACCAUGGCGGCAGAGAUCAAGAAGCGUAUGGGCCCCGGAGCCACCGCGGGUGGCGACAAACCCAAUUUGAAAAUUGAGAGCACCCCCGUCAGGCAGUCGGGGGGCGGUUGCUGUUGA
This is a messenger RNA of Nerophis lumbriciformis (worm pipefish), 606 nucleotides long. The record is from RefSeq and is a predicted model, not a curated record. NCBI's taxonomy places the organism in Eukaryota, Metazoa, Chordata, Actinopteri, Syngnathiformes, Syngnathidae.